Messenger RNA from Stylonychia lemnae, 3231 nucleotides. Lineage: Eukaryota; Ciliophora; Spirotrichea; Sporadotrichida; Oxytrichidae. The record is from the annotation of a GenBank genome assembly.
AUGAGUGCAGUAGAUGAUGACGAUAAUUAUCGAAAAAUCGAAUCAUCUUAUAAAUACAAGCCCACCUCUUUGAGUAUUCCACAGGUAUCUAGAAUUCCACUUCUGAAGGCUCUUCCUUACCUAAGAGUUUGCGGGUGUUUGUUAAAAAAGCCCAAGAAAGACUACAGACUUGCUUUAAAGAAGGCUUUACUCUAUAUUAUGGACGCAAAAAUGCCUAAAAAUGAUUUGAAACUUGAGAAAGACCCUUUUCUUAGGCUGGGUUUUGGUAUGAAUGUCUAUUUUGACACCUUGAAAUAUUUAAUUGUACUUAUGCUCUUAGUUUUCGUCUUCUCUCUUCCUUCUGUCUUUGUUUAUGCAUCAUAUAACGGACUAGCUAAGCAACCAAUGCCUUUUGUUACUUAGUUUUCACUCGGAAAUAUGGAAUGCUAAUCUGGAAGAAUGCUCUUUGAUUAGUUUGAUUUCGGCAUUAUACCAGGUAAUAGUAAAAUUUAAAACUUUUGUCGUAGAAACGAUAUUACUAAAUCAUGUUCUGAAGAACUAGAUUAGGCUUAAGUCUAAUCAUACAUCUAAGAAAAAUGCUUUGAUAAGUCAGAAUGUGAAAUAGAUGUCUAAAAGAUCAGAGGAAUGAUUACUAAUAAUUUUACAGCCAAGAGCAAUCGAUGCCUUGAAGAAACUUCAAAUUUCUUUGUCCAAAUUCCUUGUACGUUCCACAAAGGGGAACUAUAGAAAAGAAGAAUCUAAGGCUUAAUAGUUGGCUGUAUUGGCAUCUUUAUCAGUCUAUUCUUCUUGGUUUAUGUUGACUAUCUAAAUGGUAUCUUCAAAAAUCUCUACAUAGAGUGGGAUGUAAAUACUGUUACAGCAGGAGACUACUCAGUUGAAUUAGAUAUUUCAGAAAAAAUGUGGAAGAAUUUCAUUGAAAAGAUUUACAACCCAAACUAUAAAAGCACUAAGUUAUAUCAAUUCAAAAAGUAUCUUAUUAAAUAACUUGAGUAAAACUUCUCAAGACUUCCAGAUCUCGGUUUCGAAGACUAAAAAAUAGAACACAUUAGAAUUUCUAUGAUUACUUUUGCUUUCGAUAAUUCCGACCUAAUAAAUUUACUUAAAAAGAGGGGUCUUGCAAUAUAAUAAGAGAAUUACAAUAAGAUGAGAGAAAUUAAUAUGAAAAUUGACCACUUAAAGUAAAAAUUUCUUGAAAAAUAUAACAGACCAGUUACUGCUUUCUUGACUUUUGAGAAUGAAGAGGGCAUUAAUAGAUGUAUAGCUUACAAAUAAACAGUCACUGCAAAUGAAUUUAUUGAUAUCAGAACUCUUCUUGGGCAAGAAUUAAAUUUUAAAUAUGCUUCUGAGCCCACUGAUAUUAUCUGGGAAAACAGACAUUUUACAAGAUGGGAUAGAAUCAAAAGAACUUUUAUUGUUGUUUCAUGCGUUCUUCUUCUACUUUCUAUAUCAUUCAUAAUUAUUUUCGCUUGUUCCAAGAUUGCCAACAAAGCUAUUUUAAAGUAUCCAGCCGUUGAUUGUGAUGAUGUUGCUAAAAUUUAAGGAAACUCAUUCGCUGCUAAUGCUUUUGCUGAGUGGGACAGAAAUUUUGACAAAGAGGACAAGGAAAAAGAGGAGCCAAUUUACAUGAGUACAGUCAAAUGUUUUUGUGAAUUUCAAUAAAAAAAUGACAAGUUCUUCACCAAAUACUCACUUGUUGACGGAGUUAGAUUAGAAGAUGAAACUAAUUCCUAAGUUUAAAAGCCAAUUUGCUAUACUUAUAUGCAAGAUAAACUCCUUUCCUACAUUCUUGGAGGUAUAAUGUCGUUAGCCAUCGUAGUGAUCAACUUUGUUCUUAGAAUCGUAUUAAUUAACUUGAUAAAGUGGAUUGGAGAAGAUACCUACUCGUAAUAAUUAAAGUCAAUUACUAAUGGUAUAUUUAUUGCUCAAUUCCUUAAUACUGGUUUCCUAAUGCUCUUGGUUCAAGCAAAUCUUGAUGAAGUUCGAUUUCCUCUUGGUCAUUCAGUAUUUAAUGGUCCGUUCUAUGAUUUCCUCCCACUUUGGUACACUGCUGUAGGUUACAAGAUCACUUAGACCAUGAUCAUUAACUCGGUAUUCCCAAUUAUUGAAUUCGGAAUUGACUAUUUAUUUCUAUAGUUCUAGAGAAUAUUCGAUAGAAGCUGUGGCAAAGAUACCUAUAAGACUAAAAUGACUAAUAUGCAACAGUAUAUUGAUAUUUACAGUGGUCCAGAAUAUCUUAUCCAUUUUAAGUAUUCAGGUAUUCUUAAUGUUACCUUUGUUACUAUGAUGUAUGGCCUUGGAAUGCCUAUUCUUUUCCCUAUUGCCGCGUGGACGUAUUUUGUUUUAUACUCACUUGAAAGAGUUCUUGCAGCUUAUUUCUAUCAACUUCCACCAACUUUUGAUGAUCAAAUGUCUAAGAAUGCACUAAUGAAAAUGAGAUGGGCUGCUAUCUUCUAUUUGUUCUUUGGAUUCUGGAUGCUCUCAAGCAAGAUUGUCUUUAGCAAUCAACACAAUCUUAUUGAGGAUAUAGAUGAGCUAAUGAAAUCAGGUCACACCAUCAAAAGUAUUAGAGUUGACUAAGCUUCUCCACUACUAUUAAUUGGAGUUUGCAUCUUUUGUAUAAUUUUCAUGUAAAACUUCUUUAAGAAGACCCUUAAAAAAUGGGGAUUCACUUUUGGUGGGUCUAAAAUAAAUGUUGAUUAGAACUUGCCUUUUUUCUUUAAAUCAAUUAGACUAAGAGAAGCUGCAUGGCUUCUGAAGGAAAACAAAAAUCUCAAGGAAGAAUAUGGAUUUUCCAUUAUUAGCAGAGAAAUUGAAGAUACACUAUAAAAAAUUAAAAUUCCUAAAAAAGCUAUUCAAGGAGUACCUUACUAUAUUAUCUUAGCGAACCCACUAUACACCAGAGAUUUACAUUAUAUCUGCUGUGAUGUUCCAGCAAGAGACCCUUUGAUUAAGGAUGACGAUGAUGAUGAUGAUAAUAAUUGUGAGUAGUCAGAUAUUGUUUCAAUUGUCUUGAAUAUGGCUUUUAUCCCAGAUGAAGUAUUGAACUAAUUCAAAAUCUAAACUGGGUUUCGUAAGUAUUUUAGGACUGCAAUGGACUUCUACCUUGCCAAGAAAGGAAAAAAAUUAAUAAAGGAUAAAAAUACUGCAAAUGAUAAGAUAGACAUCCUAUCUUCAAAUACUGCUACAGGUAGUAUAAUAAUAAGAAAAAUUACAAAGAUAAUGCAAAGUUGA